Molecule: messenger RNA, 2563 nt
Organism: Protopterus annectens (West African lungfish)
Lineage: Eukaryota; Metazoa; Chordata; Ceratodontiformes; Protopteridae
Gene: NDFIP2
Product: Nedd4 family interacting protein 2
Exons: 9
Coding region: 306-1058 (250 amino acids)
Biological process (GO): vacuolar transport; positive regulation of protein ubiquitination; ubiquitin-dependent protein catabolic process
Cellular component (GO): endoplasmic reticulum; perinuclear region of cytoplasm; Golgi apparatus
Molecular function (GO): WW domain binding
Source: RefSeq, a predicted model, not a curated record
GCGCGUCACAGUUCGUUCGUCGGCCACUGACUAUUUUGGUGGCAGCCCAGAGCUAGGAAGUUGGAGUGGUUUUGUUUUUUAUUUUCUUUUUUAUCCCAGAACACAUCACAUACGACUGGACUGUGAGGGGAGAUCCUCUCCAAGUGUACAGCUUCAAAGGGGUGUCCCAAGGGAUUUGUUACUGUAGACUCAAGUGGCGGUUGUGACUUUCAGGGCAGGGCUGGUGCCGUGCCGCAGCAGCUGAAAGAGGAAGAGAGGCAGUUGAAUUUCAGCUGCUGGCUUGUUGUGUCAUUGAAACGGACAAGAUGGAACAUCUUCAGGCAGUCAGCAGAUAUCAAGUGUUGCAUAAUGAAGAUGACCCCUCCGAACAGCCAUGCAGUUCUACACAGACUGUCCCGGCCUCAGAACCUGCAUCACUUCCUGAGGAAGAUUCAUCUCCACCACCAUACAGCAGUAUUUCUGUGGGAGCAGCUGCAACAGAAGCAGAACUUCAGAAUGAAUUAUAUCCUGUGCCACCUCCAUACAGUGUUGCCACCACCUUGCCAACAUAUGAUGAAGCAGAGAAAGCAAAGGCUGCAGCAAUGGCUGCUGCUGCUGCCGCUGCAGCUGAAAGUGCUCCACGACUUAGGGAAUCUAGAAGUCUGUUUGAUGAAAUAUUCCUCAGUCUACCAGAGGAAGAAGAAUAUCCACCAAGAGAUGACUUCAGUGAUGCAGACCAGCUCAGAGUAGGCAAUGAUGGCAUCUUUAUGUUGGCCUUUUUCAUGUCAUUUAUUUUUAACUGGAUUGGGUUUUGUCUUUCCUUCUGUAUAACCAACACCAUAGCUGGAAGAUAUGGUGCAAUUUGUGGAUUUGGACUUUCCUUGAUAAAAUGGAUUCUUAUUGUUCGGUUUUCAGACUACUUUACUGGGUAUUUCAAUGGACAGUAUUGGCUGUGGUGGAUAUUCCUUGUUCUUGGUCUCCUCCUGUUUUUUAGAGGAUUUGUAAACUAUAUGAAAGUGAGAAACAUGUCAGAUAGUACAGCAGCUGCUCACAGGGCAAGAUUUUUCUUCCUUUACUGAAGUGAGCAGACAUUCCUUCUCAGUUUGAAUAAACAGCUUGAAGAUUCAACAAGUACCAUAAAGUUGGAUGUAGGACUGCUAACAAAGUGAGGAAGAGGUGGAUAAAAUAAUUUAAUCUCCAAAUUGAAGUGUACACAAUAAAUAAUAAUUGUCCCCCCUUGCAUUAAUGUAUGCCAAGUUCCAUGGCUGCAGUCUAGUUUAAUAUGCACACAGAAAAAGUUACUGUUUGUAAAUCAACAUUAACAGUACCAAAUACAUACAAAAGCAUUUAAAAGUCAAAACAAAUUGAUAAAUCUGCACUGAAAGUGUGCAAUUUUAUUUUCAAGCACUCCUAUAAGGAGUAGUUAAGAGCUGUUUGGCAGCUAAUUGCCAAUGAAUCAUAUGUUGGGAAAAUAGAAGAGCUUGUGUUGUGUUUAAAAUUUUCGCAGAUUUCUUUAAUUGGUUUGCUUGAUGAUUGCUUUUUACUAUCUAACAAAUCUAAGGAAUGUAAAGCAGGAAAGCUGUAAAUGUUAUUACCAGUUUGUAUAACGAUUGAUGCACUUUUGAUCUCAGCUCAUGUUUUAGGCACAUAUUACAGGUUGAAACCUCAUCUGGAAUCUUCAGCCUUCUCUUUCCAGACAUCUGCAGCUAUUGAGUUGGGAUAAUGUUGGAAUUUCAGUAUUGAGAGGUGGCCGCAAUUGUAGUGUGCCACAGCUAUGAAACGUCUUACCUAGCAGUUAGAACUUCUUUGCAGCUUUUUCUACUUUAGACAUAAUAUAGGCUGCAUCUUCCAAAAGGGUGUUUUAUAUGGAUUUCAGCAUAGUUUUAGUCAUAGUUCUGAGGAAAUAAUCUUUUUUUAUAUACAUAGUGGUAUUUUAUAAAGUUCCAUAUUUCAUUUGCAGUGCUGUCAGGCCUUUCUACGUGUGAACAAGGUUAAUGUCUUUUUCUUAGCAAGAAAGCUUAUUUUAAGAUUGGUUUUGCUUAAAAUUGUUUUUGUUUUUAGCAAUUGCAUGUUGUAUAAGAAUUCACAAUGAAUUUCAUCUCUUGAUAAAUAAAACUGUACUUUUAUAGAUUGCACCAAAACUGGAAUCUGUCAGGUAUUGAAGACUGCAUAUCACAAUAGAAGUGGCAUAUGCACCUUGGCAGAAUGCAUUUUUUGUUAAAUAUUUAUAUUUUUUUAUUCAUUAAAAAUGGUAUGUAGACUGAUGCCUUCUGUACUUUUGAGUGGUUGAAGUCACAGAGGAUAUUUCAUAAAAAUAAAAUAUCAUUAAACUUUCAAAUGACCUUAGGAGCUUUUGCUCCUUUUCAGAAAUGAUAGCUCCAUGUUUUAAGUAACAUUGCCAUGCCCAUUUGUCUUUUACUACAGUGAAUAUGAAGAACUGUUAACAUUUUUGAAAUGGGUUUCUCUUUACUGUGGGUAGCCUUACUUUCAUAUACUUUUCUUUAAUGCUUAUUAUGACAUCAUAUUUCUCAGCUGACUAUCUCAAUGAUGAAAGCAAAUAAAAUAUUGGAAUGUUUCUCUCUUA